Pteronotus mesoamericanus is the source of this 1623-nucleotide messenger RNA. It is a transcript of the gene CDCP2, whose product is annotated as CUB domain containing protein 2. Lineage: Eukaryota; Metazoa; Chordata; Mammalia; Chiroptera; Mormoopidae. Bases 1 to 1623 code for a protein of 540 amino acids. The transcript has 6 exons. The record is from RefSeq and is a predicted model, not a curated record.
AUGCUGACAGAGCUGGCGGUCUGUCUCCUGCUGGCAGUGGCGCUGCUGGGCCCAGGGCCCAGGGCCCGAGCCAUGAGAGGUGUCAAAUGUGGGGGUGUGCUCUCAGCACCUUCUGGAAACUUCUCGAGCCCCAACUUCCCCAGACUCUACCCCUACAACACAGAGUGCAGCUGGCUGAUCGUGGUGGCCGAGGGCUCUUCUGUGCUGCUCACCUUCCACGCCUUCGACCUGGAGUACCACGACACCUGCGGCUUUGACUUCCUGGAGAUCUACAAUGGGGCCACAGCAGACCAGGGCAACCUGCUGGGGAGGUUCUGCGGCCAGGUGCCCCCGCCACCCUUCACCUCCUCCUGGCAUGUCAUGUCUGUCAUCUUCCACUCAGACAAGCACGUGGCCAGCCGCGGCUUUUCUGCAGGCUACCAGAAAGAUGUGUGUGGUGGCGUCCUGACGGGCCUGUCGGGGGUCCUUACCAGCCCCGAAUACCCAAACAAUUACCCCAACAAUGUGGAGUGCCGCUGGGUGAUCCGGGCCGCUGGCCCUGCCACCAUCAAGCUGCUGUUCGCCGACUUCCAGGUGGAAGGCAAUGAGGAGUGCACCUAUGACUACGUGGCUGUGCUCGGGGCGCCUGGCCCUGCCCGUGGGCACCACUACUGCGGCAACGCCAGGCCCCCUACCCUUGUGUCGCUGGGCCACGAGCUGCAGGUGAUCUUUAAGUCCGACUUUAACAUCGGAGGCAGGGGCUUCAAGGCGUACUACUUCUCAGGAGAAUGCCAGGAGGUGUACACAGCCGUGCGGGGCAACUUUUCCAGCCCGCAGUACCCCAGCUCCUACCCCAACAACAUCCGAUGCCAUUGGACCGUCCGCCUGCCUCCUGGCUACCGGGUUAAGAUGUUCUUCCUGGACCUGGAACUGGAAGAGCCCAACAGCCUGACCAAGACCUGUGACUUUGACCACCUGGCAGCCUUCGAUGGGGCCAGCGAGGAGGCGCCCCUGUUGGGGAGCUGGUGCGGCCGUCACCUGCCACCACCGGUCACCUCCAGCCUCAACCAGCUCCUGCUUCGCUUACACACAGACCGCAGCACCACCCGCAGGGGCUUCUCCGUGGCCUACAUUGGAGUUGUGCCCAUGAACGUGAGCUGCUCCCGCACGGACUUCCAGAUCCUGAUCUCCACGGAGGCGCUGGCCCCACUGGGGCAGACCCAGGUCUACCUGGGCAGCCGGCGCUGUGCAGCCCAGGAAGUCGGCAGCACCUUCCGGAUCCAGGCCCGCUUCGACACCUGCGGCACUGAGUCUCAGAGAAGGAACAAUACUUCAGUGAUCGUCAGCGUGCUAUACAUCGACUUCUCGGCUGGCGGGCAGGACGACAUCCAUGAGUACGAGGUCCGCUGUGAGCCCCGGCGCAAGGAGGCGUCUGUCCACCUGCUGUCCGGCUCCCACUGGCUUGGGCCCUAUGCUGCCGCGGCCGAGCACCUUCAGGAAGCACCGCCCAGGGAUGAGGUGGACGUAGUGGAGGGCCCCGUGGCUAUGGUGCCCCAGGACAUCAGUGACAUUGUCUUCCUGGGCCUUUGCAUCCUGGCUGCAGUCCUCAUGGUCAUUGCCAUCGUGGUCCUGAUGCUGCUGUGA